AUGUCUACCUUUGCCAGGCGACGCAUUGUGCAGGACAUAUCCAAGGUGACAAAGGAUCCUCCGGACGGUGUGCGUGUUGAGCCUUUCGCUGAAAACAUGAUGGUGUGCCACGCUGUUAUCACUGGGCCUAAGAACACAUUGUGGGAAACAGGGAGUUUCCACCUUCUUGUCAGGUUCACCGAGGACUAUCCCACUAAGCCUCCUAAAAUAAAAUUUCUGUCAAGAAUAUUUCAUCCCAACGUUUAUUCCGAUGGAAGAAUAUGCUUGGACAUAUUACAGAACCAAUGGACCGCAAUUUACGAUAUCUCUGCCGUACUCAUGUCGAUACAGUCACUGCUGAGUGACCCCAACAUAAAAUCUCCUGCAAACACCGAGGCAGCUACAAUGUUAGAGAAAGACAGAGUAACGUAUGACAAGAAUGUGUUGCGAUGUGUCGAAGAUUCAUGGAUUUUGCCUGUCGUUACAGAGAAUGUAUUGGAGUUCUAA
Babesia bigemina is the source of this 486-nucleotide messenger RNA. RefSeq names its product ubiquitin-conjugating enzyme, putative. Gene Ontology annotation, biological process: proteasome-mediated ubiquitin-dependent protein catabolic process; DNA repair; protein polyubiquitination. The record is from RefSeq and is a predicted model, not a curated record. Bases 1 to 486 code for a protein of 161 amino acids. Gene Ontology annotation, molecular function: ubiquitin conjugating enzyme activity. The transcript has a single exon. NCBI's taxonomy places the organism in Eukaryota, Apicomplexa, Aconoidasida, Piroplasmida, Babesiidae.